Stegostoma tigrinum is the source of this 2685-nucleotide messenger RNA. It is a transcript of the gene ostm1, whose product is annotated as osteoclastogenesis associated transmembrane protein 1. NCBI's taxonomy places the organism in Eukaryota, Metazoa, Chordata, Chondrichthyes, Orectolobiformes, Stegostomatidae. Gene Ontology annotation, cellular component: cytosol. The coding region runs from base 104 to 1078 and encodes 324 amino acids. The transcript is spliced from 6 exons. The record is from RefSeq and is a predicted model, not a curated record.
GAACCGCAAGGUUCUGACGUCACCGUCAUGUGCUCCUCUCGCUCCCCACAAACAAACCGUCGGCAGUGUAAUACGCCGGGUGCUUACACUGUGAUGGUUGGUGAUGACGGGUAGCGGGCUCCUGUGUGUUUUUUUAUUGGUUUUUAUUAGCGACGGAGCAUUCGGCAUAACCACCGCUUUUACGCCGGUAGGCGCGGGUUUUCGCAGGGGCGACGAUCUAUCUCUGGAAAGCCCGGGUCCCCCGUUCGGGUGGGACGUGCCUCGUGAGGGUAGGCCUAUGCCCCGCUGGGUGCGGGAAGCCGGUGAACUGCCGCUGCAGCCGGACUGGGACAGCGCCGCCACCUGGUGGAUGAUUUCGCCGGCGGUGGGCGAAAGCUGUCGGCAGUUGCUGUGGGAUUUCGCCCAGAGCAGCGCGUCCCUGGUCAGCUGCGUGGUGAAGAAUGCUCGGCCGGUGCGGGUUUGCGAAGAAUGCACCUCGCAGUUUCACAUCUUGUGGGAGGCAUUCGCCAACAUUUCAAAAAAUUCAGGGAAUGUCAGCUGUUCAAAACAACUUUUGCGAUCAGACCGUUUGCAACUAGUCUUGAACAUGAAUAACUAUCUGGAAAAGAUUUGGACUGACUCCAUGUGUGAUGCAUGCUUAAAUGGGAACAAAACAGCACCAUCCGUGGACACCUUAACCUUUCGGAAGAUGCUGAGUGAUUCUUUGAGUUGUUUUGACCAUUACUCUUUGAAACACACGGCUCUCAGGAACAAUUCUGAUCUUUGUGUGAAGUGCAAAGGUUUUUACAAUAAUUUAACUGAGUGGUACAAUAGCAUGGCGGAUAAGCAGAGCCUAUGUAUUGACAUCAUUGAUGCAAUGAACUUGACACAGCAGCUGUGGAGCAAAACCUACAACUGCAUUGUCCCUUGCAGUGAUACUAUUCCAGUCAUUGCAGUGUCAACGUUUCUUCUUUUUCUACCUGUCAUCUUCUACCUCAGCAGCUUCCUUCACUCUGAGCAGAAGAAAUGGAAGCUUAUGGAGCCUAAACGUUUGAAGCCUUGCAGCAGCACAGCACACAUUGAAGACAGAUCUUCCUGAAAUUCUGCCAAUACAUCUUUUUCUUUUUAAAAAAGGACCAAAUCUUUGUGGUGCAGAAAUAAUAACAUCGUGAGGAAAUGUUAUAGCAACAUGUAUAAGGUCUUCGGACAGUGCAUCCUUCGCAUUUGUAAUUUAGACACUAGUAAGUGUUUAAGUAGUUAUCUUUUGAAAACUUGCACACUGGAAAUGCUGUCAAAGCCACAUGAAGACUGCUAAAGAUAUUCACUUAUAUAGUUCAUUUUUGUUGCCUCUGCCUUAAGUUUAAUUCUGUUACUGAGGAAAAACGUAAAGUUUAAAUCUGGUUUUAUUGAAGUGCCCUAAGUUAGGGUAGAUCUCAACUUUUUGAAAUUGAACAUUCAACUCGAAUGUUUACGUUGUUGAGAUAAGUUAAGCAUUGAGAGAAUUCUAAGCAUUUAAACCUGAACCCAACUGCUAGUUAGAUUGUUUUGACUAAUUCUAAAACACAGUUGAAUUAAAACGUACUGAAUGUUGUCGUAGGGAAGACUCACCUUUUCCUGGUUUGAUAUGUUUAUAUUUUAACCCAGCUGAUUAUAAAUGAUGCACUAUAUUUUUUCCUAAAACAGGGUAGCACUGUAGUUAGUUGGCUGUAACAUUAAUUUUAGUUUGGAAUUUAACUUACUGACUUUUUUAAAUUUGAUACUUUAAUUUAAAUAUAGGGAUCAGGCAAAUAGGAUGGUGCAAGUAGAUUCGUAAAAAACUUAAGAUUGAAACCAAGUAAUAGAACCAAUGCUCAAACAAAUUAGGAGUACAUUUGGCGUUUGUGACAAGAUGCCUUUGAUGUACAGAAUAAUAAAUCCAUGCCACAGAUGUGCAGUUAAUGAUAGCUACAACAUCUGGGAUGGUAAAACAGUUAAAUGUUGCGAUACAAAGUUUGGAUUAUCUCUGGAAGGGUGCAGUGUGAAUAUUUUCAAAUGGUUUUCCUUAUCUGUAUUUACCUUUGUGUUCUUGCAAUCAGUGCUUGUCUGAAUUUUUAAAUUAGACUUAUUGUGAGCUUGCAUUGAGUAUGCAUUGUUUUUGUUUCUGUUUACUAUGAGAGAUUUUUGGAUCAAUCACUUUAAGCAAGAAUGAAACAUUCCAUUAUGUUCACCCACUGACUUGUGAAUGAUGUGAAGUUUGUGCAUUUUCCUCCCGUUAUUUAAGUAAUCCUUCAGCUUUUUUUCAAACUUAAAUGGAUUGAAACAAUGCAGUAAGUUGUUUUGUUUUAAAUUAAAUUGUUUGUACCCUGUCAUUCAAGUGUGGCCUUUUAUAUUGCUAUCACUUUAUUUUCUUUGAAUGCGAAAUACAUAGAUUCCGGCUAUCUUCACAAAACUGACUGCAAUGAUUAAAUGGGGAGGGAGAUGUGAAGGAGAAGUAUAGCAAUAUUGGAGAGCAGCAUUUCCUGUCAGAUUCUGAUUAAACAUGAUGUUCAUUUCUAAAUGUUUGAAUUUUAUUUCACAGACUGAAAUGCCAAAGUAAGGCUGUUCAUUCUACCAACUUGUGUUAAUGUCAGCUCUUGAACCAGAGCUAACAAUGCCAAGUUACAACAUACUAGUUUGUGUGACUUCAUAAAUCCCAUUAAUAAAGCUGAAAACUAGAUUACAUUCUAA